CGGAAAAGAUAUCGAAACGGGUUCUGUCCAUAUCUCCGAGGCAGUUGAUGGGGAAAUGUCGAUGAACGGACCAUGACGACAAUGCUUUUGAGAGCGGAAAGUCAACAGCUUUCUCCAUCUCCAUGAAUAUUCAAAUUGAUUUUUUCCGAACGCCAAGGCUGUAGCCGCUACGCUUCAAACUAAGCGCUAUCCGCAUCUCAUUCACUCUCCUCUGCCUCUGCUUCAAACUAAGCGCUAUCCGCAUCUUAGUCACUCUCCUCUGCCUCUGCUUCCUUCCUUCUACCUUUCCCAACCUAAUAGGAGAAAGUAAUGAUGAUGAUGAGAGUGAGCGACUGCAUACUCGGCCUGUGGCUGUGGUGUUGUUGUCUGCUGCUGCUCCUUGCUGCUGCACAGAUAACAGAUCCUUCCGAAGUUAGUGCUUUGAUGGCAGUGACGGAGAAAUUAGUUGAUCCCAUGAAGAAUCUCAGAAAUUGGAAAAAAGGGGAUCCUUGCACAUUUAACUGGACUGGAGUUAUAUGUUCUGAUAAUCUUGGGAGUGAUGGAUACUUCCAUGUUCAGGAGCUUCAGCUACUAAAUAUGAAUCUUUCUGGAACUUUAGCACCUGAGCUUGGCCAACUUUCUCAUCUCAGAUCACUAGAUGUCAUGUGGAAUGAAUUGACUGGCAGUAUACCUAAGGAGAUAGGACAUAUCUCUACCUUAAGACUCCUACUCUUGAACGGAAACAAAUUAUCGGGUUCUUUGCCAGAGGAACUUGGCUACCUCUCAAAUCUGAAUAGACUUCAAAUAGAUGAGAAUAACAUUUCUGGCCAAAUACCAAAAGCAUAUGCCAACUUGAGCAGUGUGCAACAUCUCCACUUCAACAACAACUCACUUAGUGGUCAAAUUCCCCCUGAGCUAUCUCAGUUAACCACUUUGGUUCACUUGCUUUUGGAUAGUAAUAACUUCUCUGGAUAUCUCCCACCAGAAUUCUCGAACAUACCAGAUCUGGCCAUACUCCAGCUUGAUAACAACAACUUCAAUGGCUCUGAUAUUCCAGCUUCUUAUGGGAACUUUUCCAGAUUAGCAAAAUUAAGUCUUAGAAAUUGCAGCUUGCAGGGAGCAGUUCCUGAUCUUAGCAGGAUAUCAAGCCUUAGAUAUCUGGAUCUCAGCUGGAAUAAUCUUACUGGACCCAUACUAUCAAAUAAGCUUUCAGAGAAUAUGACAACCAUUGAUCUUUCAGAUAACCAGCUAAACGGAUCUAUCCCUGGAAGUUUCUCGGACCUUCCUUCACUUCAGGAACUAUCAGUCAAGAACAAUCUUCUGACAGGUCCUGUCCCUACCAACAUUUGGCAGAAUAUGUCCUUCAGUACAAGUGCUAAACUUACGUUGGAUCUUAGAAACAAUUCAUUCUCAAGCAUUCAAGGACAUCUAAAUCCUCCGGUGAAUGUUACCUUGAGGCUUGGAGGCAAUCCUGUCUGCAAUAAUGCAAACUUAUUGAAUUUAAGCCUGUUCUGUGGAUCUGAAUCCGGAGAGAUGCCUACAUACUUAAACAACUCACCAGGGCAAUGCCGAACUCAAGAGUGCCCUACAGACGGUUUCUAUGAGUAUAUCCCAGCAUCUCCUGUGCCAUGUUUCUGUGCAGCACCUCUCAGAAUUGGAUAUCGUCUGAAGAGCCCUAGUUUUUCUUAUUUUCCUCCAUAUAUCCAGCCAUUUGAGGUGUACAUGACUAGUUCUUUGAACUUAAGCCUAUAUCAAAUGUCAAUUGGUACAUACUCUUGGGAAAAAGGACGUCUAAGGAUGUACUUGAAGCUUUUUCCUAGUAUCGAUAAUAAAAGCUCACAUGCUUUUGAUAAUAGCGAAGUUAAGCGAAUCAGAGACUUUUAUUCAUCAUGGAAGUUUCAUCGUAACGACGUUUUUGGACCAUAUGAGUUGCUUAACUUCACUCUACUAGGACCUUAUGAAGAGAGGAACUCGGAGAAUGAAAGUAAGGGUAUUAGGAAGGGCACUUUGCUAGCCAUUGUAGGCGGGGGUGUUGCCUGUGCAGUUGCACUGUCUGCUGUAGUAACAAUUCUAAUAACAAGAAGGCAUGCUAGACACCAGCUUGCAAUGUCAAGAAAACGUUUUUCGUCAAGGGUUUCUAUGAAAAUUGAUGGGGUGAAAAACUUUACAUUUAAAGAAAUGGCUCUUGCUACUGACAACUUUAACAGUUCAACUCAAGUUGGGCAAGGAGGUUAUGGAAAAGUGUACAAAGGAACUUUAUCCGAUAAAACAGUUGUUGCCAUAAAACGUGCAGAAGUAGGAUCUUUGCAGGGACAAAAUGAAUUUUUGACAGAGAUAAAGCUUUUGUCAAGGUUGCAUCACCGUAACCUAGUUUCAUUGGUUGGAUACUGUGAUGAAGAAGGGGAACAGAUGUUGGUAUAUGAGUUCAUGCCCAAUGGCACCUUGAGGGACUGGCUUUCUGCUAAAGUUAAAGAAACCCUAAAUUUUGGAAUGAGAUUACGUGUUGCACUGGGUUCAGCCAAGGGAAUUCUUUACCUCCAUACUGAAGCACAUCCUCCUGUAUUCCACCGAGAUAUCAAAGCCAGCAAUAUUCUUCUUGACUCCAAGCUUAAUGCAAAAGUUGCUGAUUUUGGUCUCUCACGGUUAGCUCCAGUCCUGGAAGAUGAGGGGACUGUGCCGGAUCACGUGUCCACAAUUGUGAAGGGAACACCUGGUUACCUGGAUCCAGAAUACUUUCUGACCCAUAAGUUGACUGACAAAAGUGAUGUUUAUAGCCUUGGAGUUGUUUUCAUGGAGCUGUUGACGGGUAUGCAACCAAUAUCACAUGGCAAAAACAUCGUCCGGGAGGUGAAUAUGGCUCAUCAGUCAGGCAUGAUGUUCUCUCUAAUAGACGGUAGAAUGGGUUCUUAUCCUUCUGAAUGCAUUGAGAGAUUUGUAGGUCUAGCCCUCAGUUGUUGCCAUGACAAGCCAGAGAAGCGACCAUCGACGUUGGAUGUGGUCAGGGAGCUAGAAUACAUGCUCAAGAUGAUGCCAGAGACUGAUUCCGUUUCUUCCGAAGUAAUUUCCUUAUCUGGCAAGUCAUUGUCAUCAUCCUCAUCCUAUAGUACCAGGGACCCGUAUGUCUCCUCAUCGAAUGUGUCAGGAAGUGAUCUUAUCAGUGGUGUUAUUCCUUCCAUCACAGCCCGCUGAGAGCACAGGCUAGACGAACACAUACAAUCGAGUAUCACCUGUUCAUUCAUGCCAACUCUUUUGGUGCCGACGGAUGAGAAGAGAACAACGUAAAACCUCUUGUGAAACUAUAGGAAUGUAAAUAUGCUAGUGUUUUGAAUACUAGGGAUUUUGAGUAGAAUGGGACUUUGUAAGAAUAGAAUAAGAUAGGAAAAUAAUAAAAUAAAAAUAUUAUUAUGUAA
Molecule: messenger RNA, 3389 nt
Organism: Theobroma cacao (cacao)
Lineage: Eukaryota; Viridiplantae; Streptophyta; Magnoliopsida; Malvales; Malvaceae
Product: putative LRR receptor-like serine/threonine-protein kinase At1g06840
Biological process (GO): protein phosphorylation
Molecular function (GO): protein binding; ATP binding; protein kinase activity
Source: RefSeq, a predicted model, not a curated record